Molecule: messenger RNA, 630 nt
Organism: Cooperia oncophora
Lineage: Eukaryota; Metazoa; Nematoda; Chromadorea; Rhabditida; Trichostrongylidae
Source: the annotation of a GenBank genome assembly
AUGUAUCAUUCUACAAUGACAGUCAAGAAUUCCAGGUUCACCUGUCGCGCUGUUGACUCGCGGCGACCGUUUCUGCUGUACAGUGACCGUCACACGUUGAUGUACCUUCCAUCGGACUCCCCUCGUGCCACACCCCUUCUGCCACAACUGGAAAACGCUGUGUCGUUUGACUAUUUGUACCAUGUGAACGGCACGAUAUCGAUUUUCUGGGCGGAUGUCACGUUGGACGCGAUAUUUCGCGUGGAAGUGGACGGAAAAACCGCUUCACAACCGCGUGCCAUCGUCUCGACAGGCCUUUCAACUGUUGAAGGAAUCGCCGUCGAUUGGAUCACCGAAGUAAUUUAUUGGACGGAUAGCCAUCACGAUCAUAUUCAGGUCGCAAAAAUUGAUGGUUCAAUGAGAUCAACUGUGGUGAAAGGUGGCAUACACAACCCAAGAGAUAUUGCAGUUGACCCCAGCCGUGGCCUGAUGUUCUGGACUGAUUGGCAGGACGAAAAUCCACGAAUUGAACGGGCAACAAUGGCUGGGAAAAAUCGUAUCGUAAUCUUCAAGGUGCAUGGAAAUUUUCAGUGUUUUUUUCGACUUUUGCAUAGUCCGCAGCAAAUAUUGCGCAGUUCAUGGAGUUGCUGA